Messenger RNA from Aspergillus ruber CBS 135680, 2040 nucleotides. RefSeq names its product putative cyclin. The record is from RefSeq and is a predicted model, not a curated record. Gene Ontology annotation, cellular component: cyclin/CDK positive transcription elongation factor complex; nucleus. Gene Ontology annotation, biological process: regulation of transcription by RNA polymerase II; positive regulation of DNA-templated transcription, elongation. The transcript has a single exon. Gene Ontology annotation, molecular function: cyclin-dependent protein serine/threonine kinase activator activity. The coding region runs from base 430 to 1899 and encodes 489 amino acids. Lineage: Eukaryota; Fungi; Ascomycota; Eurotiomycetes; Eurotiales; Aspergillaceae.
AACAAACUCUUCCGCGACAAAUCGACCAAUCUAUCUUUAAAUCUACAUAUUUUUCUAUCUAUAGCUACUUCUAAUCACAUUUGAUUCGCGUAUCCGCAGUUUCGCGUCGGCUUUUCCCUCCGCCUUCGUCCGACCUAUCCUGACCUCCGACGAUUAAGAAGAACCAGUCGUGUGCGACUGGCACUGACGCGAGCUCCGGUCAUGAUGCAAUGAAAGGCCAGCAUGUUUACUUGAUAUAAUUUAAGGGAUAAUAUAUAUUGUCUUAGUGUUGAGGAGGGAAACGGAACGAGCGCCUUCCACUUCCUCACCAUCAAACGCGCGUUUGAUACUUUUUUUUUCGAGCGGACGCGAACGAGGCAAAAGCACUGACACUUACGUUCUACCUCUGGUUGCUGCUUGGAUACAGAUAAUUAAGGAAACGCCUUCGCAAUGGCGUCGUCUCGUCCCCACCCCGACCAGCGGCCCGUCCCAUGUCCAUCGAAUCCGAUCCUCCUCGCGUCGCAAUCGCAAUGGUUCUUCACAGACGAAGAGCUCACACGAACACCCUCCCAACUUGACGGAAUGAAAUUCGAGACGGAAAACCAAAGCCGCAGCAAAGGCGUAAACUUUAUCACCCAGGUCGGUAUGAUGUUAAGACUACCACAGCCCACUCUCGCAACAGCAGCAGUGUACAUGCACCGCUUCUUCAUGCGGCAUAGCAUGGUCGACACCCCGCGACACCCCGGGGCGCAUCCUUACAACAUCGCAGCUACGUCGUUAUUCCUCGCAAUGAAGGUUGAAGAAACAGUCCGGCGGAUGAAGGAGAUUAUAAUUUCAUGCUGCCGGGUCGCGCUCAAGCAACCAAACAUGAUCGUGGAUGAACAGUCCAAGGACUUUUGGAGAUGGCGCGACACGAUCCUUCACCACGAAGAUAUACUGUUAGAAGCACUGUGCUUCGACCUGCAACUAGAACAACCCUACCGCCAGCUUUACGACUUUAUGUGCUUCUUUGGCGUCCAGGACCACAAACACCUCCGCAAUGCCUCGUGGGCCUUCCUUAACGACUCCAUGUUCACGAUGCUCGCGAUACAGUUCAGCGCGCGGACUAUUGCAGCAGCAGCGCUAUAUGCUGCAGCCCGCCAUUGCGAUCUUGGGUUCAAGGAUGAUGGCGCUGGUCAGCCGUGGUGGGUGCAGUUGGAUGUUGAUUUGGGGGAGGUGCGGCGCGCUUGUAUGCGCAUGGCGCAGUUGUAUGAGAAUAAUGCCAUGCAGAGACAUAGCCAGUACUACCCGACCAUACCCGUUACGGCUUUCGAGGAGGGUACUGAGAAGACUAGGAUUUUGCGGCCGGACGCCAACCCUUUGAAUGAAGAGAGUAUGGGGAGGAAACGGUCAAGAGAACCUGAGUCAGACUCUCAAAUCGACCAGGGUCACAGUCCAGCUCCGAUGAACGGGGGACAGCCCCCUAAACGACAGCGAACGAUCGAGCCGGAGCCUGACACACAACAAUCAUCAUCUUUUACAGAACCAUCCUCUCAGUACCGAUCUACGAGUAUGAACACGAAUGGCCAUUUAGCACCACCCUCGCAAGACUACAAAGAUACCCAACCUCAACCCGAAGAAGGCGAAACAGACCCCGUCCAGCAACGAAUCGAUCACAUCGUGCAGCAGAACUUACCUUCGGAGCGUCGUCACUCAGAUGAUAGAUACCGACGGUACUCGGGAUCUCGAGAUCGAUCUCAAGACCGUUAUCGUGAUCAUGACCGAGAUCGAGGCCGCGAUCGCGAUCGCGAUAGGGACCGCGACAGGGACAGGCAGUAUCCGUACCGGGGUCAUUCACCACCACCUCCGCCUCCACCGCCGCCGCCGGAGGAGGAAAAGGAAGAGGGAGAAGCUGAGGGGAGUGAAGAGGGGGAGCUUUGAUUCAUUAAGAGCAUAUAUACUGGCAUAGCUUUUUUUAUUCUCUAUUUUUCUUAUAGAUAUUAGAUUGCCUUACUCUACCAUUUAUUGCUAGAAUAAUCUUCGCUCAUAAAUCUCGCUUUGUACGGCGUGAAUACAACUCGG